This is a messenger RNA of Chilo suppressalis (striped riceborer), 2525 nucleotides long. Lineage: Eukaryota; Metazoa; Arthropoda; Insecta; Lepidoptera; Crambidae. The record is from the annotation of a GenBank genome assembly.
CGCCAUCAGUGCAAAUUGAACGAAAUCGCGCAAUUCGGACCGCAGCGAUUAUCGUGUUGGUAAAGUUCUGUGGUAAAGUUAUCGCGGUUUUCAAAGAACAAUAUAUUUAGGAAUAGUACAGAUUACAUUACUUCUUCACGGUCGUAUUUUAAUUGUGUUCAUUGAACCAUGUCGGAGGAAUCGGACACGCCACCAUUUAGCACUGUGAACAUUAACAAUGAUAACAGGGAGGAAGAAGAUCUAUUCGCGUCUGCGGUCCAGGAAGUUAGCUUGGAUCCAGAAGUAAAUGGAACUGAAGAUGAAAUGGAGAAAGCAACAAUUCGAAAUGCUCCUCCAGCCAUAACUACUACGUUAAGCAGUCCUAUAUUGGAAGAGAUAGCUACUGAACGUGCGAACAACAUCCUAAUCACGAUAACGGAGCCACAGAAGAUCGGCGAAGGCAUGAGCUCAUAUGUGGCCUACCGGGUCAUCACAUCCACCAACAUGCCAAUAUUCAGCAAGCACGAAUUCGCAGUGCUGAGGCGCUUCAGCGAUUUCCUCGGUCUGCAUGAGAAAUUAACUGAGAAAUAUCUGCGCUCCGGUAGGAUUAUCCCGCCCGCGCCUGAGAAGAGUAUAGUGGGCACGACGAAACUCAAAAUGACGUCAACGCCAUCUACCGAGAGUGCCAACGGGAACAACUCGUCCGGCAGUGUCCAAUCGCAGUUCGUAGAGCGGCGACGUGCUGCUUUAGAACGAUUCCUGAACCGAGUCGCUCAACAUCCCGUCCUCUGUAUCGAUCCAGACUUCAGGGAAUUCUUGGAGUCAGAUACGGAACUGCCCAAAGCGACGAGUACGUCCGCCCUGAGCGGCGCCGGCGUUCUGAGGCUGUUCAACAAAGUCGGGGAGACGGUUAACAAAAUCACCUACAGAAUGGACGAAUCGGAUCCGUGGUUCGAGGAGCGCUCGUCUCGCGUGGAAGGUCUAGACACGUGCCUGCGGCGUCUAGCGGGCGCGUGCGAGGCGCUGGCGCACGAGCGGCGCGAGCUGGCCGCGCGAACGCACGACGCCGCGCGCGCAUGUGCCGCCCUCUCCGGCGCCGACCCGCACGCGCCGCUGUCACGCGCCCUCUCCCAUGCCGCGGACCUGCAUGAGAAGGUAGAACAAUUACGAAUGGAACAGUCGAACACAGACUUCUUCGUUCUUACCGAGCACAUAAAGGACUAUUUAGGACUUAUCGGCGCCAUCAAGGACGUCUUUCAUGAAAGAGUGAAGGUGUUCCAAAAUUGGCAGCACGCUCAAAUGCAACUCACGAAGCGGAGAGAGAACAAGGCGAAAGCAGAACUCGCAAAUCGGCCCGAGAAAAUUGAACAAGCAUCCAAUGAAAUUAUCGAGUGGGAAGCGAAAGUGGAGCGCGGUCAACAGGAGUUCGACACGAUAUCGCGCGUGAUAAAGAAAGAAUUGGAGCGAUGGGAAGAAGUGAGACUCACUGAACUGCGGGCCACGAUCCUUCGAUACUUGGAGGAGCACAUGAAGCACCAGGCACAGUCUAUUCGUUACUGGGACGCUUUCCUGCCAGAGGCUCGAGCGAUCAAAUGAGUGGAGUAGUAACGGCCCAUCGCGCCCUUACAGUAUAUACAUAUAUAUACUAAACACGACCUUAGCAACAACAUCAUAGAAUUCAGAAUCGUUUGUAAAUUCACUGACGUAACUAGCUGAACAUUUCAGCAUUCAUAACCAAUAUACAAAGUUGUCGUUUAUGAAAAAAAUCGUUUAAAAAAGGCAAUUCGUUCAGCUACUUUCGUUAUACAGGCAAAGCCGCGGCAGAUACACUUACAUCGCGAAUCAUUCGAAUCUAUGUACACCAACAUAGCCUCGACUGUUCUUUUAAUGACAUUGUGCUGCCGUAGCUAGCUGUGUGUAUAAAUAAUAGCAUAUAAAGAAUAAUGUUAUAUUGUUUUUUGUUUUAAACUUUCAUGUACAUAAGGUAGCAAUCCCGUAAAUAACAUAAAUUACUGUUAUAUUCUUUGUUUUAAUAUGUGCUCAUUAAGCAAUCUUGAGAAGUCACUGCCAGCUUUGAAAUAAGACUUCUGUAAUCGUAUAUCGAGAGUGGAAAAGCAAAAUUACUUAUACGCCACUUCGGUGCUGCUUAAAAUUAACAUUAAAUAAAAACUGAAAUUAAGUUCAUUUUUAAGCAGCACCAAAGUGGCGUAUAAUCAAUUUUAGCUUUUCCACUGUCGAUAUACCAAAUGAAACACUUUGUUUUAAAUUGAGAUUCUAGAGGAAAUCAUGUAGGUAUCGAUAUAAAUUAGGCUAAAACGAUGUUAAUAUUAUUCCGUAUUGAUACAAUAUUAGAGGAAUUCUUUUAUGUUAUAUGAAAUUCGUAACCAACCGUUUUUAAUUAUAUUUUUUAAACAUUUAACUGUUAGAUGUUUUAAAUCCAAAGAAAAUGUUAUUAGAAAAAAAUCCACGCGGUCCCGGCAGUAGACGGGGCUCGAACCUGCACCCUCCGCCAUCCGGACGGAUGCAAUGACCAUUAUGCUAUCGCA